UUAGUGACAAUCUUUGACCAUAUUAUCUUAGACACUUGUCCGUACCAUACUCAGAAGAUACUUUCAAACAAUUUCGUAACGAAAAAAAUUAGGAGUGCAUUCAAGAAGUAAAAUAUUAUAAAACCUAAAAAUGCUUAUAAAAGCCAAAACAUGCCUUUGUUGAGCUAGAAAGUUCAAUUUAUGAAAAAUAUUCUUACAGCAACUUUGCGUGUAGCUGGUUCCCUACAAAAAUCCACCGAAGUAAUGCAGGCAAUGCAAAAUUUGGUACGCUAUCCGGAAUUGGCUGGCAUAAUGCGUGAUAUGUCCAAAGAAAUGAUGAAAGCGGGUAUUAUUGAAGAAAUGCUUGAAGAAACUAUGGAAUCCCUGGAGGAGACUGAGGAAAUGGAAGAGGAGGCUGCCAAGGAAGUCGAUAAAGUUUUGUGGGAAAUCACAAAUGGUAAAUUGGGUGAAGCUCCCCUACCACCCGAUGAGUUGACUCCCGCUGAACAACAAAAAGUACCAGCUGCUGCUGUUGCAGUCACCGCAGAUGUGGGUGAUGAUGAUGAUGAAGAAGAUGACCUACAGGAAAUGCAAUCACGUUUGGCUUCGUUGCGGUCGUAAGAAAAAAGCUAAGCAUUAUUGAAUCGUCGUGUACUUUUAUAAAAUUUAUCAU
Messenger RNA from Lucilia sericata (common green bottle fly), 652 nucleotides. Its product is annotated as charged multivesicular body protein 3-like. The transcript has a single exon. Bases 181 to 600 code for a protein of 139 amino acids. Gene Ontology annotation, cellular component: ESCRT III complex; multivesicular body. The record is from RefSeq and is a predicted model, not a curated record. Gene Ontology annotation, biological process: late endosome to vacuole transport; protein transport; endosome transport via multivesicular body sorting pathway. NCBI's taxonomy places the organism in Eukaryota, Metazoa, Arthropoda, Insecta, Diptera, Calliphoridae.